AUGGCUUGCCCAAAUGGUUCCGUACCAUUGCUGUUGCCGUGGACCAACCAUUCAGUCUCCGCUGAUGGUGCAAUCUUUUCCAAAGGCAUCUCGUUCGCCAUUGGCACUCCUCCUCAGCUCUUUUCUUUAACCCCUUCGACAACUUUGGACAAUGCUUUCGUCAACAGCGUAACAGAGUGUGGAUCGGCCACGAACAGCAGUUGCAUUGGCCAACUAGGCGGCAUCUACGAUAGUGCAGCCUCAACUUCGUUUACCCAGGUCGACUACGCAGCGUGGCCAGGGAGCAGAGAGUCCGUAAACAUGGCAUCCGGAAAUUCGCACAUCUUCUUUACCGAUGCUGCAGCCUUUGGCCCAAAGAACGCCACCAAUAAGUUCCCCGCCUUCCCUAUGUAUACCAACAGUUCCACAGACAAGUAUGAUCCAGGGUUCCGAGCAACUCUGCCUUUGGGAAUGGAUUCCAGCUUUUUGAACUUCCUUGUCGAUUCAGGUCAGGCUUCGUCACGGACGUACGGGUUGUGGGCUGGCUCAGAAUCAGAAGACGCGCCACAGCCCGGCUUGCUGAUAGUUGGCGGGUAUGACGAAAGUCGACUCAAAAGCCCUGCAACCAAAUUUCCUAUGUUUUCAGAUUGCCCUACAUGCGCUGUACUCACUGCAAUCACUUACGACGUCGGUGGUACCAGUACCACGCUUUUCGAAGACGCCAAGGAUACACUUACUGUAUACCUCGAUCCCUUCUCCUCCGAUAUCAGAUUCCCACAAGCAAUGUUGGACAAACUCGCAGCUGCUGAAAAGACGGCUGUUUGGAACGAGACAUCACGUCAUUUCGAGCUCCCUACUAGUCCUGCCCCUGCAGGCACAAUUACCAUUACGGUAUCCGACAUGGGCAGUCCCGCCGGCGAUGCAUCGAAGCCUUCGGUCGCUUCAUACAAGACUGUAAUUCCAGCAUCCGAGCUUUACUACCGACCCCGAGCAUACAAUUCCGCGGGAGUGUUCGAAGUGAACAACGCAACAGUAUUCAACAUGGCUGUAACAAAUCAAACAGAAUCUGUGACUGUAGGAGUUCUGGGAUUUCCUUUCUUCACCCAGAACUACCUCAUUGUCGAUCCCGAUGCUGCGAACUACGAACUCGCACCAGCUGUCGUUGCAGCGGCCGAUCCCAUGGGCACGGAUGCCAAGGUAAAGCGAGUAUGUCGCGUACUCCCCGGUACCAAGCAGUCAUCACAAACAGCAGCUCUAGCAGGAGCGGUUGUAGGAUCCGUGAUUGGCACCCUCUUUCUCGUCACCCUGGCCUGGUACAUACGCAGGCGAAGAAAGAACACGAAAACUCUAAGUGAGACAAGUCAGAGACCGGUCAUUCACCGUUUAGGUGCACAAGAAUCAGAAGAGAGUAAGUCUCUCGAGUUGCCACGCCAAGGACUACCCCCGCCGCCACAGCCGGCGGCUGCUGCUGCUUCUUCCACACUAGAAACUGGCGGUAUUACAUUUCCCUCGCCGCCCUUUGGUCGCAAGAAAAGCGCGCGCAACGGAAAUCAAGAGGAUCCCCGGAGAGGAUUAGUUCAUGAUACCUUCAAGAGAGUAGAUGAAGUAAACGAUGGCAGACUUCUGGAUGAAAGACCAUUGGGACUGAGUGAGACGAUUCAUUCACGUGGGACCCUACCGAGAUUGGCCGCAGAGCACACUGUUGAAUAA
Molecule: messenger RNA, 1689 nt
Organism: Bipolaris victoriae FI3
Lineage: Eukaryota; Fungi; Ascomycota; Dothideomycetes; Pleosporales; Pleosporaceae
Exons: 2
Coding region: 1-1689 (562 amino acids)
Source: RefSeq, a predicted model, not a curated record